Molecule: messenger RNA, 2770 nt
Organism: Drosophila bipectinata
Lineage: Eukaryota; Metazoa; Arthropoda; Insecta; Diptera; Drosophilidae
Source: RefSeq, a predicted model, not a curated record
CCUGGCGGUUAAAAACGCGGGCGCGAUUCCAACAUGUUUCGUCAGAAUUCGGGUGGGUUUGGAACGAAAACGCACCAAGUUUGUCAGGCGCAGUGUGUAUUUUCAUGAAUAUUAAAAAGGUGAAAAUAUUUAAAAUUGAAAAUAUGAUGAAGUAAUUGAAGUGAAACAAUUAUUUUCUGAAGUAUGAGAAUUUACUUAAUACAAAUCUAAUAAACAUGGAAAGAAAAUACAUAUUUUUUGUAAAAUGUUUAACGAUUUGUUCAAUGUAUGUUCAUUAAUAAAUAGGGAUUUAUUCAUGUUUAGUAUCGAAUAUUUUUCACGAAAAUUAUUAAAGUUUAUGAUUUAAGCUUGUCCCAAACUUAACUUACCGCGCACCCAAAUCAAAUAUAGGUGUAAAGCUCUUAUGUACAUGUACAUAAAAUAAAUAAAGCAUUUACCCAUUUAAAGAAACGUUCAUAGGCGAAAAUAUAUACAUAAUUGUAUAGUACGUUCUUGUCUAUGUGAAAACUUUGAUUUUCCUCGCUGGGUCGAUCGGAUUUACAUAUGACUAAAGAGUCUAAAUAGAUAACAUCUGAUGCUUUUAAAAUUACUAAAAAGUAAAAAUGGUCUUUUAACGGAAGAAAAACCUACAAUACGUACAAUUACAAUUUUAUUCCUUGGAAAUAAUCCGAAGAACCAGAAAACUAUUUCAUAAAAGGAUAAACUCAAGAAUAAAAAAUUCAAAAAAUCAGUACAGUUUUAUUACAUUAAAUCAAGAUAAUAAUAAAUAAUGUCAGAUUUAGAAAGCGGAGAUGAAGGAAUCUCAGGAUCAAAGUACAAUAUGGGAAAUUUGGAAGGUUCGACUAGAAACGAAUUCGACACUACGUGCAAAGGUAAACUGGCGUUGUUUUAUUUAACAUGUCAUAAAAUUUUAUCAACAAUUUUAGUUGGCACUGGAGUGGAGCAAGAACUGGCUACUAAAAUGCUUCAAAUACAAUCAAAGCGGUUUUAUCUUGAUGUUAAACAAAAUCGAAGAGGACGUUUUAUAAAGGUUGCCGAGAUAGGUGCAGAUGGCAGACGAAGUCAAAUUUAUUUGGCACUUUCAACUGCAGCUGAGUUUCGAGAUCAUUUAUCAUCAUUUAGUGAUUACUAUGCUUCUCUAGGCCCUCCGAACACUGACAAUUUACCUGAAGAUGGUAAACUAAAAUCUGAGAUGAUGAUAAAGGAUUAUAGAAGAUAUUAUUUGGACUUAAAAGAAAAUGCCCGCGGACGUUUUCUUCGGGUCUCUCAAACUAUAACUAGAGGAGGACCUAGGUCUCAAAUAGCCUUACCAGCACAGGGCAUGAUCGAGUUUCGAGAUGCACUGACAGAUUUGUUGGAGGAAUUUGGAGCUAACGAUGGCGGAUUCAAAGGGGACUUACCAGAAGAGCGGCAUAUGAAAGUGGAUAAUAAAAAUUUUUAUUUUGACAUCGGACAAAAUAACAGAGGAGUAUAUAUGAGAAUAAGUGAAGUAAAAAAUAAUUUUCGAACUUCGAUAACUAUACCGGAAAAGUGCUGGAUUCGCUUUCGAGAUAUUUUUAACGAUUAUUGUGACAAAAUAAAAAAAUCCGACUCUAAUACUGCCGAUAUUAAUUUACCGACGACCUCAAAUAGUCUUAAAUAAAUGGGAAAAAUAAAAAGGAGAACAGAAUGUAAAAUCAGACAAGUCUAGCUCUAAGCAAGAGCCUUUAGCAAAUGACCAGCUAAAUUGUACUGUUGCAAUAACAAUUUAAAACCCCAAAAUAUUGGGAAAAAUAAAGCCUAACAAGAUAUUCAUUAAAUAAAAUAAAGUAGCAUUUGAGAAAAUAUACAUUGACCAUUCAAUUUGUCUAUUAUAUGUAUUAAUUAUUACUGCUUCGAUUGUUCUUAUGUAAAAAUAUUACUCUUUACAAAUAUUUAGUAUAUGAGUAUAUCAUACCGUGUAAAUGCGUACCAUUACGUUAACCUUGGUAUAUUUAUUGGAUUUCGAACGUAUUAAUAGUAUUACUCUCGUUUCUGUAAUACUAUUUUCCACCUUUGACGCUUUUUUGUACAAAGAUUAUAAUAAUACAAUUUAGUUCAAGUCACAGUAUAAAAACAUUUCACGAAUUUAUGAAUUGUUUUAAAACAUUUUUAAAGACUAUUUAAAAUUUUUUAACAAAUUUCCUAGUUUCAAAUAUGCAGAUUCUAGACUUAUGAAAAAUAUUAUAAAGUAUAUAACUCUUACAAGCGUUUUUAAAACCAAAUUUCAAUGUGAUCACCUAGAUUAAUGAAUCUUACAAAGUACGAUUAAAUGCAUAGCAAAUUAUAACUUAAACAAAUGCGUUAAAUAGAAACCCGUUGAAUGUCCCAAAGAUUUAUGGUUGCAAAAAUAGUAAUAAUUAAAUAGUUAUAAUUACAUGUUAAGUAAUACAAAUUAGAUGUCAUUUUAAUAACGCGAAAAGGAAAAAAACUAAAAUAAACGAAUAACCUGGACGAUAUAACAUGACACAUACAACAUAUAUAACAUGAAUAAAAAGUCAAUAACAUUUUUGGUUUGUGAGAUUAACUAAAAAUGCGAAAAGGUCCUACAUUUUAGUUGGAGUUGCUCUGACUACACACUCGCAGUUCUUAUAUUUAGCUUUUAAGUUUAAGAUACCUAUAUAUAGAGCCACAUCAAGUAAAGGAUUAUCUUCAAUGUUGUUCGGAAACAUUACAUAUUUUAUAUUUUAAGAGUUUUGUGAAAGUAAUAUCAAAAUAAAGUUGAAUUAAAUGUACCUAAAUCAAAUUUUAA